ACACACACACACACACACACUGAGGUCCAACAUCCUGGUACUUGUGUGUGUUGUCAAGGGAGCCCGAGCACGGUUGGCUGGCGGAAGCGAGCUGCAGUGUGUCCUGCCUGAUCUGUCCUCGCGCCACAAAACAAGAAAAAACCUUCCCCUGAACAUAGCCGCCCUGGGGACGAAGUUAGAUGUAACCCAAAGAAAAGAACACCUGAUUCCCAAUAUGAUGCUGUCCCCACUAUGACAUCAUGAAGAAGACCAAGUUGUGUCAUUGAGGACUGAAUGAAUGGAUCCAUGUGACCAGCCAUUUUGAUGAGAUUUGACGGGCGUCCAAGCUGGCAACAGCAUGCCAUGCAUCAAACGGAAAGGUGGAUCUGCAUCUCAGCGAUACCGACCUGCCUCCGAAUACGACGAUGCCACUUUGGCACGCAGAAGGGAAUACUGGCGAACCCAGAAGCGACAACAGAGAGCCCGGCUUUCGGGGAAAAGCGAGAAACCAGUGCAGGAGAGUUUGGUUAAAGCUUCCCGUCCGAGUGCUCCUGUGGCGGUGAAUUCUACUUCAUCUGUGUCUCAGAGGUCCAAAACCACUGAGAGGGUUGUGACCAGGUUGACCAAUGGGAGGAAAGCUAAAAACACACGGCAACUCAGAUCACACCAGGCGACACACAUUACGUUAUGCUCUCAGAAACCUUCACCUCCUGAUGUGCCCUCUUUGUGUGACCUUGCACUUAUCAAAACUGAAGACACAGGACCUCAAAGGAGAAAUAACAAUGCCGACUCUCUCCCUAUAUUCCAGUCUGAGGAGGAGAUGGCGGCACGACGCAGAGAGAACUGGCGGAUGAAAAAACGAGAGCAGCGAGCCAAGAUGGCCGCAAAGCUCGCCAAAGCCAGGGAGUGGACGCAGAACAGAAAUGUCACAUCUAAGAGAACUGAAACUGCUCAUCCUCUUGCAAAGGUGAAAACACAAACGUCCUAUAGGAAUACAGCCUCCAAAGUGGGGAUUCCUGAUGGGAACUCAGGGAGGAAGUCUCCAAAUUUUGUACUGUCCUCUGUCCCUCGAGGGAUCCCCAGAUGCAGAACACCUCGGCAGAGAUUUAUAGAAGCUCAAAGACAUCUAAAACUUAAAUACUUAUGUCCGACAUCAACUUUUAACAUGAGACACGUUCUUAGAAUAGACUCCUGCGACACACCGGAGCAGAUAAUUGCAAAACAAAGGGAGUACUGGCGGGUUAAAAAGAGAGAACAGCGCGCAAAGAUGACCAUGGAGGCCAAGGCCAGACUCAAGGAGAAAGACACCCUGAUGCGACGUGUCCGACGCUACCAGAACAUUCUGGAGGACAUGAGGAGGGCUCGAGCACUGGCCCAGUCGUCAGGAAGCAGCCUGCGCCAAGCGUCUGACAUCCUCGGGGGUUUCAUCAAAGAAGAUGGGACGGUGUCUGAUAACGUUCCCCAGUUUGUUCCCCUAUAUCAAAACACAUCCAAAAGUGGUGAAGGGCUUCACACUCCAAAUCCUGUUGAUGCUAAGUGGAGACCUUUUUGUGUCAAGCAGCACCCCCCCCAGGUAAACGUGUCCCUUGCUAGAGAGGCCACUAAAAGCACAAACACAUCAGCCAUUCAAAGUGCCAACAGCCAUCUCACUCUUACUCAUCCUAAAACACAGCAGAAUUCCCUUCUUGGGAGUCCGCCCCAGGGUGGUUGUGUCAUGAGAAUGGCCGUGUCAAAUAGCGUGCUCGCCUUGGAUCCAGUGUUGACUGAGGAGAAUAGGAUGGCCAAAAAGCGGGAGUACUGGAGGGUGAAAAAGCGGCAACAGCGGGCUGCGCGGGCUGCCCGACUGAGGCAAAGUGUCUCUGAGGCGAGACAUGCAGCAACACUGCAGAGGAGGAAAGCCAUGAGACAAGAAGCAGCAAUAACAGCUGUGGCACCACGCAGGCCUCCAGUGGAGAGUCCAGGAAACCAAGCGCCUCUUUUUAACGACAGCCAGCCUGCCACGCCACUUUUAAAUGCCAUUAAACAGGAGCCCACACCAGCAGCUGACCUAAGUUGUGUCCCACAAGCAGCCAUAUGUCGAGACCUCAAAGCUCCGGCCUCCCCAUCACCUCCAGUGCCCCAGCCUGAGCCUGACCCAGCUGUGGCUGCAGACAGCCAGGCUACCACUCUGCUAGCUGUGGCCUCUAUGAAGAGGCUGCUGGAGGAGUCACUAAGCACCGUCCACAGUGAGUGUAAAAACGAAGAACCCCAUAUCAAGGCUGAGAUUAAAGAAGAGGCUUUAGGGCCUAAUCAAAGUCCUGUGGCUCCCAUUGUUGCUGACCUGACACUGGAAGUCAAAACCCGGCCCCUCUUCAAGGACCCCCAAACAUCACCUCUUUCUACCUCAGACAUGGUCCUCCUGCAGCCCACAUGUAAGCGCUCAUCCCAAAGCACUCUUCUGGUCAAUCGGACGGACACCCCCAGGCUUCGCCCCACCAGGGCAGUAUCCAAUCAGAACUACCGCUCCACAGAGCCACCCAAGCUCCAUCACGUCUCCCAGCACAGUCGACCAAACCAAAUCAUCGGUGGUUGUCGGCAGGCCUUGGACAGAGUGGAGCAGAGCGCCAUGAGCAGUCUGCAGCAGAAGAGGGAGUACUGGAAGCUCAUGAAGAGGCAGCAGAGGGCGCGUUUGAAAAACCAGGGCCCAGCUCUCGCCAUCAAAUCCAUCAAAGUUGUGAAGACCCCAGCAAAACUUCUCCCCAAAGCUUCCAUCCCUCCCUUUUCUACAGGGAGAAAAAAUCCCACUCGACUGGUUCUCGGGUCCUUGUCUUGUAGUGCCGAGCAGUCAGUGGACACAAUCAAAGUAAAGCCCACCGUCACCAGUGAGCUAUGUGAUGUGAACGAGCCAUACACAACGUCAGCUUCACUUAAGUGGAUAUCCAGAAGCAAUGAUUUCCUCCCGACCCUAAAGCCCCCAGAAAACCCUCUUUCCAGCAUCAAUCUGCACCCUAUCGAACCCCCUGGUCCUUCCACAAACACCACUCUGCGUCCGAUUAAAAUCACCCAGAGCACAAAACAUUUCCAAGCACUGGGACUUUUAAGCCCUGUGGGUCCUCCGAAGCCUCUUCCUGGAGAGUCCAAGGAGGACUUUCAGAAGAGGAAGAGGGAGUACUGGAGGAUCAAAAAGAAGGAGCAAAGAGCCAGGAAGGCUGUUGGGGAUCAGGGGAUGGCUCCGAGGACAGCCUCCAACUGCAAACCCAUCCUGCAGGAUUCCAAUCAGUGGUUGACCUCCGAUUGUUUAAGUGAAGAUUCAGAACAUCUCAUCAGCAAUUCAAUGCAGACUGAGGCCUACUCCGAUUACACAGUGCCACUUAAAAGCGAGCUUUUGUUUGCCAACGACGAGCACCAUCCCGGCAGUGAGGAGAGUUUCAUAUCAGAGCCCACAUGGAGGAACAUCUACCUCAUGGACUACGACCCCCUCAACCAGCUGCUGGUCUGCAUGGUGUGCGGUAACCUUCAGUACUCCCACAGCCUGGAGGGGGUCCAGGCACAUAUCGAGGAGGCACACCCGCAGACACUCACCCUGGAGCCCGCCGAGCGACGAUGCAUCUUGGAGGCCUGGGAUGAGCAGGUGUCCCAACGGGAGCGCUUUUUCACCAGCCAGCUUCAGCAGCAUGGAGCUACUCUGCAGGAAACAUAUGGAAAGUGACGGACGUGCAGGUCCCUCCCACCGCCCCAAUCAGAAGAGUAACUCUACAUAACUCUACCUUGUUUAUUUAUUGUCUUCUUUUCUUUCUUCAACAUCGCGUGAAAGUCUGGGGCAGUAUAUCUGGAUUGGCAGAUUGGGGUAGUGGUGUCCUCUUUUCAAGAAGGAGGACCGUAGGUAUGGUGUGUUCCAAUUAUAGAGGGAUCAAACUUCUCAGCCACCCGGAGAUAGUUUAUUCCAGCCGUUAGUUGAGCUUUGGAUUCAGGAGAAACAAUGCAGUUUUCAUCCUUGUCCUGAAACACAGGACCAUCUUCAUACCCUCGCUAGGGUAUUGGAAGGGUCAUGGGAGUUUGCUCAACCAGUCGACAUGUUUUGUGGAUUUGGAGAAGGCGUUCGAUCGUGUCCCUGGCGGUAUCCUGUGCAGGGUGCUCCAGGAGUACGGGGUCCAAGGUCCGUUGCUACGGGUCAUUCGGUCAUGUCAGACGUUGGACUGCGCCAGGGCUGCCCUUUGCCACCGGUCCUGUUAGUUAUCUUUAUGGACAGAAUUUCUAGGCGCAGUCAUGGUGGGGAGGGUUUCCAGUUUGGUGGACAAGAGGAUCACAUCUCUGCUUUUUGCAGAUGAUGUGGUCCUGUUUGCUUCAUCAGGCUGGGACCUUCAGCGCACUCACUGGGUGGUUUGCAGCCGAAUGUCAAGCUGCUGACUUGAGGAUCAGUACUCCAAAUCUGAGACCAUGGUUCUAAGUUGCAAAAGGGUGGACUGCACCCCCCGCCCCCGGGUUGAGAGUGAAGUUCUGUCUCAAGUGGAUGAGUUUAAGCAUCUCGGGGUUCUGUUCAAGAGUGAGGAAAGAAUGGAAUCUGAGAUUGACAGACGGACCGGUGCAGUCACUGAACCGGUUUGUUGUGGUGAAGAGGUAGCUGAGCCAGAGGGCAAAGCUCUCGAUUUACUGGUCAGUCUACGUUCCUACCCUCACCUAUGGUCACAGGCUUUGGGUAAUGACCGAAAGGACAAGGUUGCGAAUUCAAGCGGCAGAAAUGAGUUUCCCCCGCAGGAUGUCUAGGACCACCGUCAGAGAUAGGGUGAGGAGCAUGGUUAUCCGGGAGAGGCUCCGAGUAGAGCCGCUGCUCCGUCACGUCGAGCGGGGUCGGCUGAAGUGGCUCAGGCAUCUACUACGGAUGCCUCCUGAACGCCUCCCUGAUGAGGUGUUUGGGGCAUAUCCAGGUGAGAAGAGGCCUCAGGGUAGAGCUGGCGGGAAAUGCCUCGGUGUCCCACAGUAGAACUAAAGGUGGACUGGGAGGUCUGGGCAUCUUUGCUUAGACUGCUACCCCAACGAUUUGGACUCGAAGGAGCAGCAGAAAUGGAUGGAUGGAUGGAUCUUUUGUUUGAAAAAAAAAAAUAAAGACAAAACAAUGAAUUUGAA
Nerophis ophidion (straightnose pipefish) is the source of this 5082-nucleotide messenger RNA. RefSeq lists its product as uncharacterized. The transcript has 7 exons. Gene Ontology annotation, biological process: negative regulation of DNA-templated transcription. The record is from RefSeq and is a predicted model, not a curated record. The coding region runs from base 338 to 3667 and encodes 1109 amino acids. NCBI's taxonomy places the organism in Eukaryota, Metazoa, Chordata, Actinopteri, Syngnathiformes, Syngnathidae.